AGACCCCGCCCCCUGAUGUCAGAGCAGUUUUCCAGCACGGCCACCUCUAGGGCGAUGUGACAGCUAUAUUCAAUCAACACACACAGGUUUCCAGCCUGCACGCAGAGAAGUAACCUGCACCCACAGCCAGGUUCAUCUGCCUAUACAGAAUAUACACACGCACAAAACUACUGCAGGGGCUGGAGACCGGACCAUGAGCCCAUACCAGCCCUGAUCCAGCAGUGCCCGGAUCUCCCAGCACACCUCCCUGCCCACAGCCCCGCUAGGUAAAGCCCUGGGCAAAGAAGCACAGAGGGAUGGUGGUAGUUUCAGGCCAGCUGGAAGACCGAGGGACCACAGACGAUGCCAUGUCGAGCUCUGAUGCUGAAGAUGAGCUGAUCGAGCCUGCCACGCCCACUCCGACCAGCGCUGCCUUCUCCCUGCAAGACAAAGUGCACCCUCUGCAGCUUCCUGAAGUUAUUCCACUUAAUGUGGGAGGGAUGGGCUUUACAACCAGGCUGUCAACACUUCUACGCUAUGAGGACACCAUGCUGGCUGCUAUGUUUAGUGGGCGCCAUUACAUUCCAACAGAUGCAGAGGGAAGAUACUUUAUUGACAGAGAUGGCACCUAUUUUGGAGAUAUUUUAAACUUUCUCCGCUGCGGAGAUCUUCCUCCCCAAGAGAGGUUGAAGAUGGUGUACAAGGAAGCUCAGUACUAUUCAAUUGGGCCCCUGCUAGACAGUCUGGACAAAAUGCAACCACUUACUGGAGAAAAAGUGAGACAAGCCUUCCUAGACCUGAUGCCUUAUUACAAAGAUCACUUGGAGCGCAUUAUUGAAAUUGGGAAACACAGAGCUAUACAGAGGAAAGCGCGUUUUGCAAAACUGAAGGUCUGUGUGUUUAAAGAAGAGAUGCCCAUCACCCCUUAUGAGUGCCCUCAGUUCAACACAUUGCGCUUUGAAAGGAGUGAAAGCGAGUCUAAACAUUUCGAGCACCACUGUGAGGUUGAUGUCUCCUUUGGGCCAUGGGAAGCAGUGGCAGACGUGUAUGACCUUCUUCAUUGUAUAGUUACUGAUCUAUCAGAGAGAGGCAUUACGGUGGACCACCAGUGCAUUGGUGUCUGUGACAAACAUCUCAUAAAUCAUUAUUACUGCAAGCGCCCAAUCUAUGAGUUCAAGAUCACAUGGUGGUAAGAUUUUAUGGGCAAAAAAACUCUAGGACCAAAUCUUUGGAAUUAGACUUUAAAUGCAACUAACUGCUCAGCGUUUUGAACUAGAAGGCUAUUAACGUGUACAAUACAGCAUAGUGCUGGGAAGAAGAUAAUAUAAUAGGCUGAACAAGGUGGAAUAUCACACUAAUGAGAGAAAAGUUAGCAAUGAAAAAAACAUGCCUUCAGUAACCUAGCACAAUUAGAAUUACAUGUUAUUAAAGUCUCAUAGCAGGAGCUGGCUACCUUACUGAAAGUAGUUGACAAAUGCAGAUACAACCCCACUGCACAGUUAGGACAAAGCUAAAUGGCUUGUGAAUUUUAGACAGUUGCACCUCCAGCAAAGAGCCACAAUCAUACUACCUGUGUAGUAGUAUGCCUUGUAAAAACAUAGAAAGGAAGACAGUCCUUUUAGAUUUCGAAAACAUCUGUCAGUUUAGUAAAUUUGCAGCAAGCUGCAUGUCAUGAUGAGUUAUGCUGGAUCCAUAACUUCUUGCCAUAGCUGGCAACAUAAAUAAAUACUUGUUCUGCCUACCUACAUUCUAACUCAGCUAUAGAAUUUAUUUAGUUGAGAUCGUUUUUUAAAGGAUUUUUUCUCUGUGGUAGAAGAUAAUGGAGGUUUAGUCUAGUCUACUGCUGCAUUACCUAGUAGGUGUAAUAACAUUUACCAUCACCAUUUUCUAUAUCAGGCUUUUCAUUUUUUAAGUCCCAGUUCAACAUUUUGGUUUCUAACAUUUGGUCAUGUCAGGAUACCCCACACAUAGCAGGGAAUGUUAUUUAUUAUCGCAUUUCAAUGUUGGAGAUAUUCAAGCCACUCCUCUUUUCAAAUUAGACCUAUAUCAAGGACCACCAUGUUCCGUAUAUAUACAUAUCUGGUUUCUUUCCAUUUGUCUCCUCCAUGUUCUUGUCUCUGUUCCUUAUUUCUCUUUUAUCAUCUACCAUUUUUUUUCUUUCUCUUCCAUAUUCUAGCACCACUUCUGCUCCCACUUGUACUCCUCCUUAUUCCUGUAUUUCUUUACCUCUGUGGAAUUUUCUCCCUCCUUUACACUUUGUUCUAUGCUGCCCAAUUUACCCUCCUCAGUCCUCUUUUGUUCUUUUUUCCUCUCCCCAGUCCUUUCUUCUCAGUCUUCUUUUUAAAGCUGUACACUUUUUGCUGUGCAUUUCUCUUCUGUUUUCCCCUUCUACCAUUUCCUUUUUAUUUAUACGUCAAACCAUAUUCCAGAUCUGCAGGCCUCAAAUGUGCACCUCCAAGAGCCAAUUUGACUACAGACCUAUUCUAGAGAACUGUAUCUGGUUUAUAAAAUACAUUUUAAAUAAAGUAUUACAAGUACUCUAGUACAAUAGUACCCCACUAUACACUCAUUUAUUAUUUUCUUACUGAAAAAGCCUAGGGCCUUCUAUUCUUUUAAAUUAUUUUCCAGGACAGGAAUUGAAAGUUAUGACAAGUAGACAGAAGAUGGCAUGGUAUCCCCUUUCACUGCACUUCUGGCACAUUCACCCUGACAUUGAACAUUGACAUUUUGGAGCAUUCUAUUGAAUUAGUGACUGAUUUUGUACCACACUUUAAAACAGAUGUUUAUUUUUUUUGAGUCAAAAUAUAUAUCAGUGUCAUUUCCACUCAAAGGUUGGAUUCUAAUCAAAAGUAAAAAAAACAUUUUUUUCUUACUUUGUAAAAUCACAGGAAAAUUGAGCAAGAAAAAAUUAAAUUUUAGUUACUAACCCCCAUGGUAGCUUUGGGGGAUAAACUUCAAAAUAUUUAUGCUGAACAGCAAAUAAGUGUUUGCUGUAGUUUCCUUAAAUUGUAUGUAUGUAAACACUAUUCCCGAUAGGCUGUGUGCUUAUGUGAGCACACACAAUAAAUUGUGUUUCAAACAAGGGAUUUAUGAAAAAAACACAUACAUUUGUAUGACAGUGGCUUUAAAAAGGGCAUGCAAUAUGGUGGCAUUUUCAAUGCAUGCUCUUAAUAGCGUGGUUUAGUGUGGCACUCCUAACCUGUGAGAAAUCUAUUUGUGGGACAUGUAAGCACUUUAAUAUAGGGCUUUUAGGCCAAAAUAAAAGCUUUUGCACCACUUAGGCCA
Molecule: messenger RNA, 3264 nt
Organism: Xenopus tropicalis (tropical clawed frog)
Lineage: Eukaryota; Metazoa; Chordata; Amphibia; Anura; Pipidae
Gene: kctd7
Product: potassium channel tetramerization domain containing 7
Exons: 4
Coding region: 297-1172 (291 amino acids)
Biological process (GO): protein homooligomerization
Cellular component (GO): cytoplasm; plasma membrane
Source: RefSeq, a predicted model, not a curated record